AUGGAAACGUCUACCACUUAUCCGAAAAUUGAAAUCAUUUCACAAAUACGAUUGCAUCCACCACAAAAUCCAACGAUUUCACAACUGCACGGUUUACUGAGGGGAUCUAGCGUAGGAGGGGUACCUGAAAAAGUUCCGUUGUACAGCGGUAGCGACAUCUACAUAGCAUUGGAGGACCUGGUAAAAAUCUAUUCUUCCAACCCGGCUCUCUAUACUGCCCGACUGAUGGACAUAAUAUUCGGUAGAGAGAUAUUGAAUAAUGCAUGCAUUGAACCAGCGGGGAAUGAAGACGAUUUGGAACAACUGGAUUCACAUAAACUGCGAUAUAUGAUUGGCUCCCCCAAAGUCAGUGCGGCCAAGUUCGGCUACACCCAGAAGGGAAGGGCGAUGUUGCUGUACAACGGAUAUGCCUACAUCAAAGACCGCCAGGCUCAGAAGAGCUGCAACUGGAAGUGCUCGUUGUUCGGAAAAUUGAAAUGCCGAGCCAGGGCCGUUACGAAGGAGGUUAACGGGCGGCAGAUGAUGAAAAUCACCAAACCCCUGCAUAAUCACACUCGCGACGUGUAUUCGUUUGAUAAGUAUAUUGUUUUCGUAGUAAAUAACGUGGGUGGCCUUCAAAUCUGCGUAGAUGGAUAUCCCUUCAUCCGAUCGAGGACAACCGACGAAGUUCAGUAUUGGAAAACGGCUAGGCUGUCCAGUUCGUGCCUCCUCAAACGACGAUAUGCCGGAACACAGAUCGAGUACCGAGGCAGAGACGUGACGUUUUCGCCGAGCUGCCGCGGUAUGCCAAAAAUGACUCUGGAAGGGUACGUCUACAUUCGGAACGCUGGAAAUGCUACCAAGACGUACUGGCUUUGCGAGCGUGGAAAGCGAUUCAAGUGUCGCACCCGUGCGAUAACGUAUCGAGGCACGGGGCAUACCUCGAAUCCAACCUUCAACAGACUGCUAUUCAUCAAAGGACAACGUGGCCCGAAACUGAUCUUCGAUGGAUAUUCAUUCAACAGAAACAAAGGCCAUAGUCAAACCACCUACUGGCGGUGUACGAAACAUCAAUCGCUCGGCUGCAAAGCCAAACUGGUUACCACAAAUCUGGGCAAAAAGAUUUCCAUCGGGACUCUGGUUCACUGCCACAAGGCUGAUUACAGUCAAUUGAUCUAA
Aedes albopictus (Asian tiger mosquito) is the source of this 1158-nucleotide messenger RNA. RefSeq names its product FLYWCH-type zinc finger-containing protein 1-like. The record is from RefSeq and is a predicted model, not a curated record. The transcript has 6 exons. The coding region runs from base 1 to 1158 and encodes 385 amino acids. Lineage: Eukaryota; Metazoa; Arthropoda; Insecta; Diptera; Culicidae. Gene Ontology annotation, molecular function: DNA binding.